Molecule: messenger RNA, 930 nt
Organism: Penaeus monodon (black tiger shrimp)
Lineage: Eukaryota; Metazoa; Arthropoda; Malacostraca; Decapoda; Penaeidae
Product: neuronal pentraxin-2-like
Exons: 7
Coding region: 1-930 (309 amino acids)
Source: RefSeq, a predicted model, not a curated record
AUGGGCCGGGCCUCUGCCUGGCGGCUUGCCAUGUGGGACCCUCCUUUCUGUCAGAUCGACGGUCACGGAUCCCGUGAUCCAAUGAUGACGCAAGAAAAGACUAAACUGUGGUUGAGUCUGAUGCUCCUUCUCUUCUCCUUUCCUUCUAACGAGGGUCAGCCAGUGGACGUGCCUCCAAGUGCCACCGCUACCCAGGUGCCGAUCCUCUUCCUUCAGGAGUCCGGCAUACCUUCUUCAGAGAGCUUUGCCCACUUGGUGACGCCCUUCCCGAAGCUCUUCAGCUUCAGCGUGUGUUACCGCCUCCGUCUGGCAAGGUUUCGUGAGGAGUCAACACUCAUGUCGUACGCGCUGUCAGAUGAUCUUGAUAACGAAAUACGAAUGGACCAUCGUAUGACGGGGUACAAAGUCUCGCUACACAGCAAGUGGGCACUAACCGAGCUCACGACACCGCUGCGCUCUUGGGCCCACUUCUGCUUCACCUUUGACCUCGGGACGGGCAAGUGGCGCAUCUACCUCAACGGGGAACGCCGCGAGGAAGGUUUCUUUUCCGGAAUAAUCGGUCCUCUCGACUCAGGCGGCGCUUUUAUCAUUGGUCAGGAACAGGACAGCCUCGCCGGGGGGUUCCACCGCGACCAAAGUUUCAGCGGGGAGAUCACCGAACUCAACUUCUGGGGACGUGUUCUCGACGAAAAGACCAUCACGCAGAUCGCCACGUGUGAUGUGCAGCACGAAGGAGACGUCCUCAGUUGGACACAGACGCAAUGGAGACUCGAGGGAGAAGUGCAAUGGGCGGUGCAAGAGCGAGAGAGCGUGUGCAACACAGCGAGCCGAAAGAUUACCAUUUUCCCGGACCGUUUCUCACUGAAAAACGCUAUCAAUUUGUGCCAGGUGAAGAGGUCUCUCGUGUAUGCGUUUAUCAGGGAAAUCUGA